Varroa destructor (honeybee mite) is the source of this 7362-nucleotide messenger RNA. RefSeq lists its product as uncharacterized. NCBI's taxonomy places the organism in Eukaryota, Metazoa, Arthropoda, Arachnida, Mesostigmata, Varroidae. The record is from RefSeq and is a predicted model, not a curated record.
CGUCAUCAUUUGUAUCAAUCUGGCUAUAGAUAUUUUGCACAUUAUAGGUCGAAAUGCCGAUUGCUCGGCAGGAUUUGCAGCUCUCACAUGGGCUAUGGGGAUUUGAAGACGAUCCAGGAGGCUGCGAGUUACCGCCGGUGCACCAAAUCAAGAAGACACAGAUCGCCAAGCAAGAAUGGAAAAGGUUAAUCGAUAUCCAACGUCACCUCGUGCUCACCCAGAGCCGUGAGUCGCAUUCAUCCUCUUCAUCUGAUAAGGAGCCUUUACGAAAUAUAAGCCACCAUCGACGAGGCGCUGUUGGUGAGAGUAAACGUAACGACAAAGAUAAAUCCAUUGGUAAGACCCCAGACGAUAAAGACAAAAGUAAACGAAGACGAGUUCAGGUGAAAACCUCAACCGGAUCUAGGCUACCUCUAAAUAGAAACAGAAAACCGAGUACAGCUGUCGUCGCGGAAGAGGCUAAACUGAAUCGCAAAACUUCAGUAUCGUUACCGAUUGUCAUACGGGAUAAAACCAACUGGACCGGCCAUAGCCUUAACAGGAAAAGUUCCACUGCACCAGAGCUUGGUGCUGUAAAAGUACCGGCUGAAAAUGUGGUUCACUCCGAUACUAACACGAUUAAAGGUGACGCAUCCCCUGGAAAAGCAAAACACAUAGGUCACCCGGAAAACGGGAUUCGAGGGGAACAAAGCUUAGUACUUCAUUACCUGGAUACCCCACGUCCGCCAACAAUCCUCCAUAUUGUGGACAGUGGAUUUACCAGUAGCGGAAGUGAAAACGAAAAGCGCACGAUGCUGCGCAGUGCCGAAAUGAUGGAAACGCUGAAUAUCCUCCUUCAACGAAGGUUUCAAGACAAUAACCAAGCAAGCCAAUCAGACAACCUAUCCGGGUCAUCUGCUAGAUCAACACCAAUUCCACAGGAGUAUAUUAGUAACUUAAACGAGAAAAAAUUGCAAUUACUUAAUCGUCUCCAGUACUCACUGCGUGCACUAAUGCACGAUCGGUGCGUGCUAAUUAUUAAACGGGAGGCCUUGACCAGAUUGGAAAUCUCCGCAAAAUUACUCGAUCACAUUCGUCGACUAGUCGUCGAGCAACACGCUGAAAUGAAGCGUCUUAUGGAUAGCGGACCAAAGUCUGUGUCGGUUGAUGAGGUUCGCCGGCUUGUCAUGGCUGAUGGAGAGCAUAGUGAAGAUCAAAACGAAGAAGACUCAAAAAAGAGCAGACGUCAAGAAAAGACACUUUUAGAGGAAAGCGCAAGGUUACCUAGAAUUCUGGAACUUCUCAACGAAGUGUCGAUUGCUUCGCAUUGGCUUCGACGCUACAUCCGUCAGAUGGUGGAGUCAUUUCACACAAUGAUCCCAUCGUCUGUCGAUCCGCUGCUCCUGUCAACGCAUCGCCAACUGAAUCAAAGCUCUGAGGUGGCAUUCACAUUUGUCUCCGCCGCGCUCCAUUCAAAGCUCCGCUUGCUCGCGCGCCUUGACCCUUCGGACAUUGAUCAAGAUCUCCUUCAAGCAAUGUUCGCGCAGUGCCAAAUCUUCAACAAGAUCCUCGAGUUCAGCGGGGUACAAACCCACUCGGUAAAGCCAUUAAAAGUUGCUGAUGUGAUGGAGCGUCUUGGUCGUGAGCAGGGAAGACUUGCGGCGGUGCGCGCAAUGGCGGGUGUCUGUCGUACGGCUCGUACACGGGUUGAAGCCGUAGCGGGAAAAGACGACAGUGGCAACAAAGUGUCUCUUCGGGAGAACCUUGAAUUUGAGUGGAUUCCUGGUGACACUGGAAGCGCGGACCGGCCCGAACCAUUACGAAAAGACCGGGAAGCCUUAGCCGGAGAAACGUCUGACUAUUUUUCGGAUUAUUCGAACGGCACGAACAAUGGCGCAUUAAAAAUCUACAGCGCUGACGUUGGCCCUUCUAACAAUAAUGGGAGCAUCACCAAUGUGCCAGCAACCGGAAAAAAAAACAAAAAUGGCACUCCAUCUUUGUGCGCGGCUGUCGACUCAGCAGUUGGCAGUGCCCAAAGCCUUCUAAUUCGGAGCAACUUUGUAGCAACGGCAAUGUCGGUACAUGAAGCCGAACCAGGAACCCACGCCCGCCACGGACAGGGUACUGGUAAAAGACAACGCUGGUUUAAACCGACAGCAGAGCAUGCUAUGUAUACUAGUAUAAUGCAGACGAUAGCUACAGUCUUUUGGGAAGCGUAUUGGUCGUCGUUUGCGGUUCGUGCACUCGAAAGUGUUGUGGUUCCUAUUGCGAGUCCGGCAAACAUAGCUAGUGGGACUAAUCCCCUAUUUAGCCUGCUUGGCGUGGAUGUACACGUUAAGACGGUAGUUCUAUCGCUUGUAGAUUACGCUAAGGAUAUACAUGCGCCGGAUCUCGAUGAGGACGCACUCAAUGCCAUUAUGAAAAUUUACCAGGAGAUUUACUUCUUGGUGGCGACAAGUUGCUGGAGAAAAGACAUGAGCCUGGCAACAAUUUCCUAUGCGCUUCGUCGCAGCAAGUUCGUGCCGAUUGCAGGAGGUCGAGUCGGAACAGAUGCGGGAAGGCAUCUAUUUAGGGCACUUGAACCCCUUCUCGGUUACCUGGUCUCUUGUCCACAGGACAACGCCCGUUCACAUAACGUCGUGCACCAGGUUAUUGUACGGCAAUCUGUCACGGACACGCUGCAACUGGCCAUCCAGUGGUUGGAGGAUCGGCAGAUGUUUUCAUCUUCAUGGGAUCCAUACCAAUACCUGGUAAUGGGCUGUUCAGAUCUUGCCCGAAUGCGGUAUCUGCUUGUGCGCUGCAACAUGAGUCAGGCGUCUGCAGCAUCCACGGCAGUUACGCUAAAUACAGCUCUCCGCAAGGAAAGUUUCCUCUCCAGGAGAUUGCCGCCGUCGCAUUUCGCAAAUUGGGUUUUUGUCAAGGAUGUUGACAGGAGAUAUCAGCAAACGGUCACCUUUUUUAUGAGCUUGGAACAGAUUCAGCUCCGGCAGUACGAGGCCAACUGCAAAAUGAUGUGCGCCGAAUACUUUGCCACAAAUCUUCCGCCUAACAAGUAUUUUCGUCGCAAAAAAAUAGAGGCGGGUCACGAGAUCGACUAUAUGACUCCAUUACUUCAGUACCUUGUCGUACCAACAAUGAAGGCAGUUGAAAACUACAGCGAACUGGUACAAGAAGAGGUCAUGAAAUUCUGCUCGACGAGUCUUGUAGAUGCCUGGAAGAACGCUAUUCAGAACAAGAUGCUCAUGUUCAGUUAUGUAGGCGCAUCGCAGCUACACGCGGACAUUUCAAAGACAAAACACCUUAUUACGGAAUCCUGCCUUAGCCGUCGGGCGAAGGAAGCCUGCAUUCCAGUCUUCAAUAACUUCGCUGCCAUCGCUGCGUUCUUGAUGGAAGAGCCUCGACUUGUGGAAGGAGCUCACGAAGGACUUAAUGUGGGACUCAGGCUGUCACACUCUUCAAGGUCUAAUCGCAUUGCGCCGACUAAAAGCGCACAGCCCAUCGCAUAUGACCCUCCUGGUUUAGAAGAUUCCCAACAAGCGACAGCAGUCGUAGACCGUCGACGUUGGGCAAAACACAAACUGAAACCAAUGAACCUUUGCUUUUGCUGAACUAGAAGAUCUCAUUGUAUGCUGUAGUGUCGAUUGCGACUAGCAUUGAACAAACGAUUAUUUGAGGAGAUUGAAAUAAGCUUACAGCUUAUAAUUUUUUUUAAGCUUAUAAUUUUCCAGUAUAAACUGUAAAACUUUUGAGCUGCGUGUCAUGCCGUCGCUGCAAAUACGCACGUACGAAUUAUGAUUGAACUAUCAUGUCGAAAACAUUCAAUUAUGACAUUUAACUGCGAAUAUGUAAUUACAAAUGAUCGGUUUUCAUCUGAUGUUUGCCAAAUCAAGUUUUAGUUACUGUGCCUUGUACAGUCUGGUGCUGCUCACAUCAGGUCAGUGUAAUGGUAUUUUCGAUAAUAGAUAACUAGCAGUCAAGGGGAGCCAUUUGAACACUGUAGUUAGUCUAGCACUAUAAAAAAAAAGUAUUUAGUCGAAUGGUUAGUCAACAAAUCACUGCAAAGAAGUAAUGUGAAGAGACGAAGCUCGAAGGGAAGAUGUAGGAUGCCGACACUGCCAUGUAGACUGGGCCAUUCGUUGUACAAAUGACCAAAGCAGAAUUUAUGCGUGAGUUAGAACAGAUGCCACAUUGUAGUAGCUGUAUAUAUGAUAUAUAAUAGAAAAACUCUAGACUUACAUAAGUAGCCAUGAAGACGACAGAGAGAGGGAGGAUUCACCCAUUUGAAAAGAAGGAUCAUGUGGCUUCAAGCUAAGGUCUCUGUUGUGAAAAGCGGAUUGAAGUAAAAUUAUAUCUAAAGAAAUAUAUCAUGGACAGAAAAAGGUCAGGAUGGUCAGGAUUAACUCUGCCACAAACAAUGUUUACCGGGGGAAGUGGCCACGACGCACAAAAAUAUAAAAAAAAAUUGAAAUAAGGUCAAACAUCCUCACGGCGAUUCGGGCCUAUGCCUCAAUGAACAGAGUCCCCGUAACCAGUCAUAGCUAUGUAUUUGCUUAAAGGUGUACACACAGACCCAUGUAAUAUAAUCGUAGUACUAUAUAAAUGUCCCCAGUUCAGAUAGCAUUGGAACUCCGUCAGUAAAUUAAAUAGUACAAUAGCGGGUCAUAUGGAGUUAACCAAUGAAGGCUGUGAUCUGAGUGUUGGUUACAUCAAUAAUUAUUCUGAAGUAACGUGAGGGAGUCCAGAAUAAACGUGUGUCCUAAAACGUACAAUCUAGAGAGCCAACUUCUUUCUGUACAGAAGUGUAAGAUAUAGUCGAUUAUGGUUACUAAGUAUCUAGUAGUAAAGACUGUACUCGGUUGAGGGUUGACAUAUUAUUAAAUUGAAACGGUGCUUUUUUUUUAAAAAAAGCCGCUUUUUCUAAUUUUUUAUUUAUUUCUGAUAUACCGUUUGAAAUGCUCUUUCUGCUCCAUCAGUGCGCUGUAAUGGUAUUGUGUUUUAAGUGCAGUUUUCAGUUUUUAAAGGAACUCUUUAAAGAUGGACCUUCCAUUUUUGACACCUUCUGCAUUAGGCGUUUUAUCGAGGUCCAAACGCUGUCCUCUGUAUUGUAUCGACGUUAAGCAUAGGAUUCGAAACCUGGAGGAUGUCCUUGCUGCAGCCGAUCAUCUGAGGUUGUGGAAAGCCGUCUGAAGGCACUUUUAAAGAAAGACGGCCAGCAAAGACAAGACCUUGUCGUGUUGUGUGGCUGCAGCCAUAUGACUGAAGUUAGCACUUCAGGUCCCUUGACUUUACACAGAAAUUUGAAACAUGGAAGCCUCACGAAUUUUCUGAGUUAACCAUGCGAUUAAAAUUCAGCGUUGCAUUGUAACAUCUCUUUGGGUAUCGAACGGCAUGCCACAAUAUCGAUUUGUGCAUAAAAUCGUCACCGGUGAGGAAAAAUGGUGUUUGUACACCAACCUGAACUGAAAAUGAAUGUGAGCAGUUUUAAGAUCCCUGAGUUAAGGCUUAAGGAUCACCAGAUCUUCAUCUAAAAACAGUUCUGCUUUGAGUUCAGCGAAACUAUGAGGGCUGAACUCAUUGGAAAUUGCCUUUUAAGAAUUACACAGUUGAUUGCCCCUUCUAUUUGUCGUAGUUGCAUCAAGUCAAUCAGUCUAUUCAGAAGAAAACCUCCGACCAACAAAGCCAGAUCAUCCUUCUCCAUGACAACAUGAGGCUGCACGCGGUGAGUAUCGCCAGAACUACCCCCAUGAUUUUGAGUAGGUUUUCUUGGGAUUUGAAUAUUCUUUAAAGUUUACACCAAUGGAUUUUCACCGUUUUCAUUUACUGAGCAAUCACUUUCUUAGUCUUCCCUUGACACAAGUCAACAACUCUUAGAAAACUUAGAAAAUUAAAUGAAACUCGGCACCUUCUGGUGAGACGAUUUACAUCAUUUCACAUCACAUCGUCAACAUGACGGAAGAUGCAUAACAUAAUAAUAUUAUGACGGGAAUGGAAAACGUGGUGUUUUCUAUGCAGCAAAAGAAGCGCGGUAUUUUUUUUCCUUAAUCUAACACUGAUGCCAGUUUUAUUCUUACGCGAAUCAUAUGUUCCUCUCACCUGACAAAUUUCCAUUCGGUGUAAUCAAUUUUGCAAUUAAUCGCAUCUUAUUCCGGAACCUAAUACGCCAUAUACAUAUAUAACUUUGUAUAGUUGGCGCGUUUAGGUUUAAAGCUGUCAAAUGCAUCAUGCAAUUUUUAAAGGUUUAGAGAAUCUUUGAAUUUCAUGAAAUCUUUGAAAUGGUCUAUGAAAUAAUUUGAUUAACCAGCUUGGCGGGAAAUACGAUUGGUGUGCAAGUGUUGUCGAAAUCUCUAUGAUAUGUUCAUUUAUCUGGAAAUCAAAUCGAUAAUUAAUCAUUAAAUAUAACAAUGAUAAUAAUAAUAAUAAUAAUAAUAGAUCAAUCUCAAAAACGCCUUUUCAUUGUUCAUUGUAUUCGAGAUAUCUUUUAGAAAAUCUGGAUGUGUUAUCGUAGUUAAUAAAAUCCUCCUCAAGUAGCAAGAUACACGUAUAAAUAUUUGAUUUUAUUCGUGCAAGACAAAUAUUGCCGAAUUUCAUUAUUGAGUAACACCUUGACAAUAGAUGGUGACGGGUGGUAACAGCUAGGGACGUUUCAUUUAGGAACUUUUUGUGUUAAGGUUCAGAAUGUAAAAUAUUGGCAAUAAUAAAAAGCUUAGUGGCUCUAGAUUUUGCCGUAUCUGACCGUCCACUUCCAGGCCCCUAUCUGUGUGUUGAAUCUAUCAAACCUCUAUCCCAAUGAAACUGCCACAAGGAAACGCUGCUUAAGCCAGUUAAACCAAGAGCUGUGGUCGUGUGCCUCUAUAAAAUCUUUGCAGAAAAGAUAUUGCCAAUAAUCUUGUUGUGAGGUACCAAUGAACUUCGCCGACACUCAUAUAGAAAAAUGAUCUUAUGUAGGGCGCCACGCUACCACGAUAACAGUCAGAUAGAUCAAUCCGUUAUGGGAACGGACAACGGAACAGAUGAGGAAGGCAAUGACAGAGCGAAUAAAUCAUAGACGCAGAAUUCGUACGUCAGAUGCAAAUCAAAUCGCGGAAACUUCAACAUUCCUGCUUGGUUAUUUAUUAGGCUUUUAGUACAUUGCUUGUCCCUAGAUGAUAACGGGUGUUUUAGCGGUGAGCGAACUGUUAAAUAGAGCGAAGAUUAAUUGCUAACGUUGUGUGUAUUACGUGUACAAAUUUAACGCUUGAUAAUAUUGUAUAAAUAAAUUUCCAUAUUAGAUGUUAUAUGACGGUAGUCAUUAAGUUCAAUUGUCUUUAACUGAACCACAUCAAUUUUUGUUGUCUUCGGUGUAAUAACAAUAAUAAUAAUAAUAUGGAUAAAGAGUCGGAAAUA